Molecule: messenger RNA, 1990 nt
Organism: Neocloeon triangulifer
Lineage: Eukaryota; Metazoa; Arthropoda; Insecta; Ephemeroptera; Baetidae
Gene: Rassf
Product: ras association domain-containing protein 4
Exons: 8
Coding region: 158-1429 (423 amino acids)
Biological process (GO): signal transduction
Source: RefSeq, a predicted model, not a curated record
CCGCUGAAGAUGAUCCUCAUUAAUUUGCUUUCUUCAAUGGCUUCGUGUGAAUUCAAAAUUCAAAGGUAGUUCCAAUUUGAAAAUUGAAUUUCAGUGCAAUUAAGAACGCAAUCGGCAAUUUAAAUCAUCGCACACGAAAUAACGCACAUCUCCGAUUAUGUGGAGCUGUCACAAGUGCGGCAAACCUGUUUAUUUUGCCGAGAGGAAGCAAUCUUUGGGCUACGACUGGCACCCUGAGUGUCUGCGAUGCGAGGAGUGCGGCAAGAGACUCAACCCUGGCCUCCACGCUGAGCACAAGGGCGUCCCUUACUGCCACGUUCCGUGUUACGGAGCUCUCUUCGGGCCGCAACUUUUCGGUCAUGGGACGCGCGUCGAGUCGCACUCGAGUUUCGGGAAGGUGGAGAACAAGAAGAACCUUCCCCGUAGCCACCUGGAGAGCAAACUGAAGGUUUUCAACCAGUACUGUGAUGGAAAGAGUGGUGAGAUCAAAAGCAGAUACGUCAACGGCAGGAUGGUGCUGGAGGGAACUCUGCGGAUCUGCUGGGGCGUCAUGAACAUGAUCCACCUCAAAGAGGACGACGACCAAAGGGUCACGGUGCAGAAGAAGAAAAACAAGAAGAAAAGCUUCAACAAGGCUUUCCGACGUGCACAUUCCUCAGGAAACAAUGGGCUGUGGGAUGAAAUCGAUGACCCUUUAGCAGUUGAAACUAUUGAGAGGUUCGAGGACAAAUUAAGCUUGACUGCAAUUGAGAGCAGCUCGAACGCUCCAGAAACUUCAGAACAGGAAGAUCUUAUGUCUACAAGUUUUAUUGCACCGUUGCCUGCAGAUUCGGCAGAGGAACAGAACGAUUGGCAAGAUGAGGGCGAGGUGGUUGCGAACGGGUCUCGACCAAGCUCAGGGUCAACAGCCAUCAGGAGGCGAUCAGGACAGAGAAGAUCUCGCACUAAAAUCAAAAGAAGGUGUUCGAUAAACGGCCACUUUUACAACCGAGAGACAAGUUUUUUCCUCCCACCCCGUGGCAGUCAAAUGAGCGUCUGGGUGUCCUCGCUGGUCAACACCUUUGAGGUGAUCAAUCUCAUUUUAGAAAAGUACAGGGUGGACAGCAACCCGCACAAUUUUGCUCUCUUCGUGGUUCACGACAAUGGAGAACAAAAGCGACUCAGGGACGACGACUACCCUUUGGUGUGUCGGGUAAUGCUGGGGCCGCACGAGGACGUUGCCAAGCUUUUUCUGAUGGACGCCUCGAGCACCCAAGAGAUUUCCAACGAGGUUGCACAGUUCCUCAACUUCAGCACGGCUGAGUGCAAUGCCAUUUUGGAGAGGUACAACCAGGAAGAGGACAAUGAGAUGAAAAAAAUCAAAGCAAAAUAUCGAGAAAUGAAGAAACGGUUGAAGCGGAGGAUGGAAGAAUUGAAGGUUCGGCUAUGAAUUCAGAAACGCGUUGUAUUCGUUGGGGCAGCUUUUGCCUCGUCUCUUAUGUGAUUUUUCACUAACUCAGUGUUGGUCUCCAAUUCCAUUGCAUCUGUAAGGCUUUUAUUUUAAACUAUUUGAGAUUUUUAAAGCGAGACCAACCCAAAAUUUGAACUAGUUUCUGUUUUAAUACUUUGAGAUCAAUUUUUAAAACUUUAUGGUAUUAUUGCGCGGAAAAAUUAUUAUUUUCCACUGAUUUUUGAUCAAGUUGAUAUUAGGUUUUUUAAUCAUUUACUAAUUUUUAACUUUGGUUAUACGGAUGGAUCAAAUUUUUAUUAAAUUUUUAUAUAAAUAAUCGAGCAAAUUAACGCAAAACUAAAAAGAUAUUAUGCACAAAUAUUAUAUACUUCUCUCUAGAAAUGAAAUUAAUGUGAACAAUUUUACCCCGGUGUAUUUUACGUCUUGAAGACGUUUGAAAAUUGCUGUAUUCUCUUCAUUCCUGAUUUUAUUAAAAACGGCGGUGUUAUUCGUCUCUUUCUCAAAAUAAAUAAAACUCAUUACGAGUUGCCAUAACUACAA